AUGACCAAGCUCAGCACCACGACGGUCUCUCUGGCUGUCACGCCCACCGUCGUGUCCACGCUCUUCUCACAUUACCUGAAGCGAGGACCGCUCAAACAGCGACCAACGGCUCACCUGUCCUACGACGAGGGCCUACAUCUCAUCCGAUCGUUCCUCGACUACGCUUCCCAUCACACCGUUGAGGAACUCCAGGCGUUUACGGCUCAGUGGGUGCCGCACCCGCAAUGGGUCAAGGUCGACGAUGCCACGAUCCCGGAUCAGACGCUCCUGCGCGCCGCCCACCUGCUGCAGGAGGAGCUGGGCCCGGACGGCAUCCGUCAAGUCGGUGGUACGGAAUGGUGGCAAUGGAGGAAGCCCAAGUCGCCGCUGCAGGCCGAGUGGAUCGAGAUGAGGUCCGACGCCAGCGAGCGCAAGAAGAACGGUGACCCGGGACGGCGCGUGAUGAUGUACGUCCAUGGCGGCGCCUACUUCUUUGGCAGUGUCGAUGAGCAUCGCUACCAGAUGCAGCGGCACGCGCGGAAGCUCAAGGCCCGCGUCUUUGCCCCGAAGUACCGGCUGGCGCCGCAGUUCCCGUUCCCCUGCGGUCUGCAGGACUGUCUGGCUGCGUAUCUUCAUCUGCUUCAGACGCAGGACCCAAGCACGAUUGUGCUGGCCGGAGACUCGGCGGGCGGCGGCAUGGUCGUGUCGCUGCUCUGCGUUCUCCGGAACCAAGGCAUCGCUCUUCCUGCGGGAGCUAUUCUCAUCAGCCCUUGGGUCGACUUGACGCACUCGUUCCCAAGCGUCGCGGGCGAUGCGCCGCUCGACUACAUCCCCCAGGCUGGGUUUCAUCACAAGCCUUCGCGAGCGUGGCCGCCGCCAAACAACGACGACGUUGGAAUGCUGCGCGAAGAGGCAAAGAAGAGGUCCAACGGCCAAGGCAAGAAGUCGCCGAGCUCGUCUGAGCUUGAGAGCAAGCAGCAGGCUCCUCUCGUUGUCAAGGACGGGCAACCUUUGACUCCAGAGGAUGAGCAACAGGUCACAAGCAGCGGCAUCCACACUGACACGGAGAGGUUUCUCACGGUGAACAUUGACGGCGAGCAAAUCACCAUUAAGGACCAAAUUCAGAUGUACACGACCAACGCGCUCCUCUCGCAUCCCCUUGUUAGCCCUGUCAUGCAGCCUACGCUCGGUGGCCUUCCACCACUGCUCAUUAUGGUGGGCGGCGGCGAGAUCCUGCGAGACGAACAGAUCUACUUGGCGCACAAAUGCGCAAAUCCAGCCAAGUAUGCGCCGCCCGCCGAGGCCCUGACCGCACGCGGCCGCGAACUCCUUCAGAAGUAUAAACCGACCGACGUCCAGCUCCAGGUCUGGGACGACCUGUGCCACGUAGCGCCGACGCUCAGCUUUACGCGCCCGGCCAAGUACAUGUACCGGUCUGUUUCGCAGUUUGGCGCGUGGGCACUGGCGCGAGCUCAGAAGACGGGCAUCGAUAUCAUGGAUGACGAUGCCAUAUCCGUGAUUACGAGCUGCGGAUCGGAUAGCGAGGUACCGGACGAGAGCAAGAAGCUGGAGCAGGAGAAGCAAAAGGAAAAGGAGGACGCCGCUGCGGCCGGCCAGGUUGGCAAAGCCGGCGACCCGCUGCCGCCUUUCAGGAGACACAUGAUCCGUCAAAGGGUUACUCGCCACGGACACACAUCUCCUUUGGCACCCGAAUCGGAGCUUCCGGGCUGCAGCAUGGACCCUACCGCAGUGGGUGUUGUCAAGGAAGGCCCCGUCCGCAAGUGGAUGGGCGCGAAGAAGCAAUGGGACGUGCGGUAUUCGGCUGCCAAGGCAAAGGUGCAUAAGAAGAUCAUCAAGGACAUGGUUGCCGGCUUCCACGAAUUCGGGGCCGGCGAACAUCCACCACCAUCGGCUCUGGCCGGGCGACGACGCAUCGAGUCAGAGCUUAGGGAGCACAAGAAGAGGAAGAGCAUUGGUCUGGCGCUGUGGUCAGGCUGGGGCUCCAAGCACGACGAGGCAACGGUGCUGCGGGAACAGAACGCGGGCCAGGAACCUGAGACGCUAUCCGUUACGGGCGACGAGGGUCGUGGCGCCAGAUCCUUCAAUGACAUCGAGGCACAACAGCCCGUCGCGGGCGCGGCAAAGAGCCGAAGCCGCUCUCGCCGACGAACCGUCGUGGACGAGCACCAGACAGAGGACGCAGCUGUGGAUGAAAGCACACCCGUCGCACAGCUCAUCAACCAGCGUCGAGAGAAGGAAGCGUCUGGCGCUGGCCUCUUGAGUCCGAACUUCGUGCCCGAAACCGGCGUGGCUGGAAAGCGACCAUUCAUCGACGGCAUCGCGAUGCCCUUCAGCCUUAAGAAGGAUGCCGAGACCGCGAGCAUGAUGACGCUGAACUCCGCCAUCACACCAGGCACUUCCUCCCGUCCCAUGAGCCCGAACCCAAUGGGGUCGCGGCAGGACGUGUCGGGCAGGCCGGACCCCGACGACGCCAUGCGAGCGGAGCAGCUCCUCGCAGGCAUUGGUAACCGCCCUGGGUUGCAAUCCAUCGUGACCUCAGAUAGCGUGCCCCAGGUUGAGAAGGAGUCGGAGCAAAACGGAGCGGCCGUCGGCGCUGCGUGA
This is a messenger RNA of Purpureocillium lilacinum, 2601 nucleotides long. RefSeq lists its product as uncharacterized. The record is from RefSeq and is a predicted model, not a curated record. Lineage: Eukaryota; Fungi; Ascomycota; Sordariomycetes; Hypocreales; Ophiocordycipitaceae. Gene Ontology annotation, molecular function: lipase activity.